Molecule: messenger RNA, 2344 nt
Organism: Andrographis paniculata
Lineage: Eukaryota; Viridiplantae; Streptophyta; Magnoliopsida; Lamiales; Acanthaceae
Product: mitogen-activated protein kinase kinase kinase 1-like
Exons: 9
Coding region: 148-1992 (614 amino acids)
Biological process (GO): protein phosphorylation
Molecular function (GO): ATP binding; protein kinase activity
Source: RefSeq, a predicted model, not a curated record
UUUCAGUUUUGGACUGAUUCGCAGUUGUCCAUUUGCUCAAAAGUCUUCGAAUCCAUUCCUCCUCUCGGCUGUUCUCUGCUGAAAAUUCACUGACCUAGCAGGCACACGCACAGAUUCCACGUUUGUGAGGGUUUUGAUCGAUGAAGGAUGAUGGGCUCCAGGCAUAAACGGCAGCAACGCCCGCGGCUCGACCGGCGGAACGCCAGGAAAGACAUUGAUUACGACGCCGAUGCUACACCGUCGUCUUCGUCUUCGUCUUCCAGAUCGUUUUCGGGCGAUCAAUCGGUUUACAAAACGAGGUCGCUGGACUUGUCGCCGUUGUCCGAUCGAACCAGCUUCCGUAUCGAAGGAAUUGAAGGACAGGUGGAUCAUAUUUUCCAGCAGCUCGGUCUCGGACUCGACGACUUCUCGAUUCCUGUGGCGGCUUGGGAGGCGAGGAAGAUUUUAUCUCCUUCGAGCAAUUUUUGGGGUUCUGGUGACCGGAAUUGUGCGAGUGAGGUGUCGGACAGUUUUCGCUCUGGAAUUAGGGCUGAUAAUGGCGAAGACAAUGCUAGGGAUGUGAUGAGUUCAGAUUGUUGUCGAGACAGCAAUGGUAAUGUGCAAAAUAAGGUAGUUGCUUCUAGUGGAUAUGGAAUUAACGGCACUAGGCCGCCGAAAUUGGUGCCUCCACAGUUGCUUACAGUCAUGGAAAAUGCAAGUGACUCAGGUGAGUUAGUGGACAGCAUCGGAGCUGGGUUAAGUGAAGAUGAUGAUACAGCCAAGGAUAGAAAUGUGUUGAUUUUGGACUCUGAGACUGUUGAGGAAGACAAAGUGAUAACAGAGGUUGUAAGUGCUGUUGGUCCACAGAAAUUGGCUCCUCCACCUGUGAAGAUGCGUUCGAUUGUGGAUGAUACUAGCUCCACCUGGGAUAUAUUCAAAGGAUUCGGCCCUCAAGAGGGUCAGGAUUCGAAGUCUCCGAGAGAUGUCAUUAGCCACAGCCAUUUGAUUGACAAAGUUGAAGAAAAUGUGGAUGUUGAAAGGAGAUAUAAUAGUGGAGAGCAAGAAGAGAGGGAGGAUUCAGUGAAAAGGGAUAAGGGUGUUGGUUUGGAGAUACCUACGGAUUCCUUGAACGACGAAAAUGGUUAUUAUGUGUCGCCAAAUGGUUCUUUAAGAUGUGGUAUCAAGUCCUGGCAGAAGGGUGAUUUUCUUGGAAGUGGAUCCUUUGGGACUGUCUAUGAGGGCUUCACUGAUGAUGGAUUCUUUUUUGCUGUAAAGGAGGUAUCAUUACUAGACCAGGGUAACCAAGGCCAGCAAAGCAUAUACCAGCUUGAACAAGAGAUAUCCCUUCUUAGCCAGUUUCAGCAUGAGAACAUAGUUCGCUAUUUGGGCACUGAUAAAGAUGAUGCUAAACUGUAUAUCUUCCUUGAGCUUGUGACAAAAGGUUCACUUGCAAGGCUGUACGGAAAAUAUCAGCUUAGGGACACGCAAGUCUCUGCAUAUACAAGGCAGAUUUUGAGUGGGCUGAAUUACCUCCAUUGCAGAAAUGUAGUCCACAGGGAUAUCAAAUGUGCCAAUAUAUUGGUAGAUGUACGUGGUUCUGUUAAGCUGGCUGAUUUUGGAUUGGCUAAGUCUACGAAGCUGAAUGACAUAAAAUCUUGCAAAGGCACACCAUUUUGGAUGGCCCCAGAGGUUGUGAACCAAAAGAGCCAUGGCUAUGGUCUUGCUGCUGAUAUCUGGAGCCUUGGGUGCACUGUACUGGAAAUGUUAACUGGUCAAAUUCCUUACUCGAAUUUGGAAGGGAUGCAAGCACUAUUUCGGAUUGGUCGGGGACAACUUCCUCCCAUACCCAAUACCUUAUCAAGAGAUGCCGAAGAUUUUAUUCUCAAAUGCUUGCAAGUUAACCCCGAUGAACGUCCCUCUGCUGCUCAACUAUUGGACCAUCCAUUUGUUAAGAAGCCACCUCCCACUUCUCCCAUCUCCAUGCAAUCUCCACACCGCCACGCCACGUGGUAAUAGAUAGGAGGCAAAACCUUCAGAAUGAUCCAGACCUGUCCAAAGGCCUCCACCUGUCCAAAGGCCUCCAGGAAGAAUCACGCAGCUGUCGCCACCAAAGAUCUUUGUAAGAACUCGUUUGGAAUGCUGCGUGUAACCAACCAGCAGCUGAAUGAUGUACUUUAUGAUCACUCUCAUUUAUUUCUUACAAAGACAAGAUCAAGAUCCAAGAAUGUGGUAAGCAGCUGAUCAUCCUCCCUCCCAUUUGGUAUGCAGAAGAACUACUAACUAACUAUAUGUGUUUGGGGGGAGAUCUUUGUGAACCAAAAAUCACAUUUUGAAAAAAAAAAACAAAGACCAAAAGCACGUGGGG